This is a messenger RNA of Etheostoma cragini (Arkansas darter), 2975 nucleotides long. It is a transcript of the gene panx2, whose product is annotated as pannexin 2. The coding region runs from base 569 to 2566 and encodes 665 amino acids. Gene Ontology annotation, biological process: monoatomic cation transport; positive regulation of interleukin-1 production. The transcript has 6 exons. Gene Ontology annotation, molecular function: channel activity. Lineage: Eukaryota; Metazoa; Chordata; Actinopteri; Perciformes; Percidae. The record is from RefSeq and is a predicted model, not a curated record.
GGCGGAACAAACCGGAUACAUGCUGUAACUGCUCGCCCGCACUGCAGAUUAACUCUUACCGUGCUGGGAGAUGCAGCAAGACAUGGACAGGAUUGGUCAGAGCUUCUACUUCCCGAAGCUCACGUAACACCUCAAGCAAUCACUCUUCCUGGGGAUUGCAAGGACACCUCCUAAACUCAGCUCGUUCCUCAAUCUGCCACACGGAGCGUGUGGACUGAGGCCAGGCGCUGUAGAAAUGGAGCAAAACUUAGGGAUGCACACCCAAGAGGCCGGGCGAGGAGUGUGCUUCUGAAUGUUAUGCCUGUUCUUCUAAAAGAGAAGAGCUGUGGGAAACUGUAGAAAACCCAAAGCUCCAAAGAACACAGACUUCACAGUAUGAUCCGCUGCUUUCCCACAUAUGGUAACAGGGGCUGAAUUUGGCCACACAUUGCUGUAUGUGUGUGUGUGUGCCUGUGUCCAAUGUAUGUGUGUCUCACAAAGUGUUGAGGAGUUUUUAACUUCAGCAGGGAGUGCCUGGCCUCCCCUCCAGUGCAGAGGGAGGUGGUAGUGUGUGCCCUCUGUGUUCCGGAUGCAGAACAUCCUCGAUCAAAACCUAGACAUGGCUACGGCUUUACUCGCCGGCGAGAAGCUGAAGGAGCUGAUCCUGCCCGGCUCCUCUCAGGAUGAGAGGGGCGGAUUACUGUCUGGCCUCAUGGUGCAGCUCAAACUGGAGCUGCCCUUUGAUCGUGUUGUCACUAUAGGGACGGUCAUCAUCCCCAUCCUGCUGGUCACUCUAGUCUUCACAAGGAACUUUGCAGAGGAGUCCAUAUACUGUUACACACCACACAACUUCACCAGAGACCAGGCACUGUAUGCAAGAGGCUACUGCUGGACAGAGCUGCGGGAUGCUGCACCUGGUCUGGAGUCUCACCUUUGGCCUUCACUAUUUGAACACAAGUUCCUGCCCUAUGCCCUGCUGGCCUUUGCUGGAAUCAUGUACAUUCCUGCUCUGGGCUGGGAGUUCCUUGCCUCUACACGGCUCACUUCAGAGCUCAAUUUCCUGCUUCAAGAGAUUGAUAACUGCUAUCAUCGAGCUGCUGAGGGCAGAGCCCCAAAGAUCGAGAAGCAGAUUCAAUCCAAAGGACCUGGCAUAACUGAGAGAGAGAGAAGAGAGAUUAUUGAGAAUGCAGAGAAGGAGAAAAGUCCAGAGCAGAACCUGUUUGAGAAAUAUUUGGAGAGACGAGGCCAAAGUAACUUUCUGGCAAAGCUUUACCUGGGACGCCACCUGGCUAUUGUCUGCCUCAGUUCCAUCCCCAUUUCCUACCUGAGCGCCUACUACGCCCGCCAGAGGCAGAAUGAGUUCACCUGUGCGCUGGGUGAGCCACCAGACACUAGCAGCUAUCAAGAGCUGAAGCUCAGGGUCAAUUGUAAGCUGCCUGCUGUGCAGCUGCAGCGCAUCAUGGCAGCAGUAGACAUCGCUCUGCUUUGCACCAUGAACCUCAUCAUCCUGAUUAAUUUGCUGCACUUGUUUGUGGUGCGCAAGUCCAACUUUGUUUUUGACAAACUACACAAAGUUGGUAUCAAAACCCGGCGACGCUGGCAAAAGUCUCAGUUCUGCGACAUCAACAUCCUGGCCAUGUUCUGCAACGAGAACAGGGACCACAUCAAGUCGCUCAACCGGCUGGACUUCAUCACCAAUGAGAGUGACCUCAUGUAUGACAAUGUGGUCAGGCAGCUGCUGGCUGCGCUUGCACAGUCCAAUCAUGAUGCUACGCCCACUGUGAGGGACUCUGGGAUACAAACAAUUGAUGCCCACAUGGACCCCUCUGAUCUUGGAGUGGGAGAGAUGGGUGGGGAGCCACUGGUCAUCAAACGACCCCGAAAGAAGAUGAAAUGGAUCCCAAGCUCGAAUCCUCUUCCUCAGUCGUUUAAGGAACCUCUUACUCAAACACGUGUGGAAAAUAACGGCAAGCCUGAAAAACCCAAACCAGUCAGACGAAAGGCACUGGCAGACAGCUUCACCGCACCACUUCUGGAUACCAAGAGCACACAAUAUCCUGCAAUAAAAAAUAUGAGUGGGAUGGAGAAAAAGCACACUCGCAACUUCUCUCUGGACGUCCACCCAUACAUGCUGACCAUUCGUAAGCCCAAGGUGGAGGCCACAACCGCAGAGCCUCUUCCCUCAAAGCACAACAUGGAUACAGUGUACCUCGAAGGCACACACACUAUCGUUCACGUGUCUGGUGCCGUUACAGAAACUAAGAUUUGCUCUCCACAAUCCACCAACACUGCCUUUUCUACGGUGACCCUGCCCACCACGGCUUACGUGAACGGUGUGAGCCCGAACCCUCCCUCUAGUGAGGACGCACUCAGUCCCAAGUCCUCUCCUCCUCCUCCUAUUUCUCCAAGGGAGCCUCCCACCCAGACGGAAAACCCUGAGUGUCAGCCGCCACCUCUGACCAGAGCCGCUACACACCAGCUGCUGAGUUUACAUCACACUCUCUUUGAGGAAGAAGAGGAUGAAGAAAACCGCAGGGACAGACUGGCAGAGAGACCCGGGGAGCUCAUCGCUGCUGGGGAAUGUUAAAGGAAGAGAAGAAGAGGGACGCCGACACUACACUCACAUGACCACCAUGUCGAUCACCUUCUAUCAACAGCCACCUCUGCUCUUUAAAUGAAAUCACACACUUCUGUGAUGGUUAGAUUGGACAGUGAGGACGUGACACGGAACUCUAGUAGUCGUAAAAGCUAGAUGACUCAAUUUUAGAUGGGAAAAUUAAGGAUUAGAUUUGUGAAUUUGAUGAUGUUGACAAGAGUAUUGCUGUUGGAAAUGAUGGCACAUUCAUGUCUCAGGAUGACUGUGUACAGCUAAACACCCUCCAAUGAAACCAGCAGUGAUUUAAUUCAACAGGGUGCUACAGUGCAGGAUCAUACAGCUUACAGGCUUGAAAGGAAAAGAUGAGCGGCAAUGAAAGAUCAGUGAGCAUUCCAAAAGA